Molecule: messenger RNA, 921 nt
Organism: Dryobates pubescens (Downy woodpecker)
Lineage: Eukaryota; Metazoa; Chordata; Aves; Piciformes; Picidae
Product: aquaporin-12
Exons: 3
Coding region: 16-921 (301 amino acids)
Biological process (GO): transmembrane transport
Cellular component (GO): membrane; cytoplasm
Molecular function (GO): channel activity
Source: RefSeq, a predicted model, not a curated record
CAUGUAGCCUUAGCUAUGGCUGGCCUCAAUGUUUCCAUUACCUUUUUUUCCCUGGUUGUUGCAUUGUGCCAGGCACUCAGGUGGCUUUCCAAGUGGCUUCUGUCUCCUGGAGCAUACAGCUGCCUUGCCAGAGAACUUGCAGGCUCAUUACAGUUGUGUAUGAGCUGCCUUGAGCUGAGGAUGCUGGUGGAGAUUGGCCUGUGGGGUGGUGGCUUUGGCCCAGAUGUGGUCCUGACUCUGCUCUUCCUCCUCUUUGCUGUUCAUGGUGCCUCCUUUGAUGGAGCAUCUGCCAACCCAACUAUCUCUGUCCAGGAGUUCUUGCUCCUUGAGUCCAACCUUGCCACAGCUGUUGCCAAGCUGCUGGCCGAGGGUGUGGGCACAGGGCUGGGCUGGGCUCUCACUAAGCUCUACUGGUCCUGGGAGCUGACACAGCUCCACUUCAUCCAGAACCUGAUCUCAUCAGAGUGCAGCUCUUCCAUCCACACCUCUCUGCAUCAUGCUGCCUUUGUGGAAGGUGCCUGCUCUUUCUUUUUCCACCUUGUGCUUCUCAAGUUGCAGCAGAGUCACCCAGUGUACCGAGUGCCCACGCUGGCAGCCACUGUCACCUUCCUGACCUACACAGCUGGACCAUUCACAGGAGCCUUCUUCAACCCUGCCCUGGCCACAGCUGCCACCUUCCACUGCUCGGGGAACAGCUUUUGGGACUACGUCCAGGUGUACUGGCUGGGGCCCCUCGCAGGGAUGCUUGCUGCCCUCUUGCUGUACCAAGGAAACAUCCCACGGCUCUUCCAGAGAAACCUCCUUUACAGCCAGAAAAGCAAGUACAGGAUACCCAGAGCAAGGGUGACACUGCAGGUGGAGGGUGACAAGCCACAGCAGAGGAAGAAAGGGGAGAAGAACACCACCAAGCCUCAUGCCUGA